UUACGCUUGCAACAUUACAAUUAAUGUCAUCUUUGAUUUUGGAAAGAAAUGUUUACAGUUGCGUUUGAUUUGAAUUUUUACAUUUUUAGUUAUUUAUCUAAUAAAAUAUAGAUGGACGAAUUACGGGGACCAAAUAUACAAAUAGUCCUACAUGUAAAAGAAGGUCUUGGUUUUGGGUUUUUACGGACUCCGUUUAUCGUUAGUGGAUCUCUAAAUGGUUAUAUGCUAGAGACUGAUCCUGUUGUGCCGUCACAUGCUCCAGUCUUUGAUGCAGAACUUGUUUGGGAGGCUGACAAAAGAAGGUUUCGAAGCUUACGAGUUCAGAAUGUGCCGGUCAAAGUGGAAGUCUUCUCAACCAGUACUCAAGGCCGCAAGGAUAAAGUAGGAUACUUGCUUCUGAGUCUACUUGGAGCUCAACCAUGCCCAUCCAACAAAGUUGUAGAAGUCAAGCAUUCCUGGCACAGGCUGCUUGGUGUAAAGUCGGAGGGAAAAUGCUGCCAUCCACAGCUGUUGAUGAGCCUGUCUAUUGAAGACAGGAUUAACACGCCAACUCCUCGCAAUGAGCUGCGUAUGUUCCACAGCAAUGAGGUCGCCUACCCUCCUGCAAACCCAUCAUCGAAUCCUCCCACUGCCAAAUCUAUGUUGAUGACUUUGAAGGAAUAUGUAGCAGAAAGCAAGAAGACUGCGUCAUGUCCGGAGCUGCAGCCGAAGCUGCUGUGCGAUGAAGGCCUCAUACGGAUCGGCGCUGGGAAACAACUGUUUGUUCUCAGCUUUGUGAUUGGAGCAGUUGAAAAUUUUGACUUGUUGUUACCUGACCGAAACUCCAGCAAAGAAGUGGACUGUUAUGUCACUUAUUCAGUUUUCACACAUAACAUCAUGACGGAUCGAAUGUCACCAUCCUCGUCAUCAUCUGCGAAUGGUCUGUCGGUGCAGUUCAACCAGCGCACGUCGCUCCGCCUGGCCUCGGAGCUGGCGACCCUGGGCCGGUACUUCACGGACUGUCCGCAUCUAGUCACCAGGGUCUGGGCAGGGGAGACGGAUGUUGGUAUCUGCAGCAUGGACCUCCGCAAACUCAUACCAACGGAAGACAUACAACACUUUUUGUCAAAGUUCUGUAACGGAGCUCUCAGCAUACACGAGCGGUGCUUCAUCCUGCGCUGUGACGAGGGCCCGGCCAGAGAAGGGUCUAGGAGACCCUACGUCGAUGUCGAAAUGAGCCUCAAGUAUUUAGGAGAUAAGCAGGAGGUUCAGAAACCCAACAACCUGACGGCCCGCAGUGCCUCUCGCCUGCAGACUGGCGGGAAGGAACCAGUGCCUCAUGAACCAAACCUCGACUUCCGAAGUGGAAGCUGUACCAACCUCGGUCAUGAUGUGGGACAGGUCGCCUAUACUAACUUAGGAGCUAUGAAUACUGGCAGGUACAAAACCGCGUCAGGCGACACAGUCCUCCAGUCCACUGAGAUAGCGGACCUUAUAAAGAAGAUGUGUGAAUCCCUGGCCCUGUCCCAGGAGAGGUUGGUGACGUCAAGAGCGCGGCCCGUCACCGCCGACGUGCAGGUGCAGUGCGACCAUCUCCUCGGGGACUCCAACAGUGAACCUGCGCUCAGUACUCAGGAGGCGGGUGAUAGAACGGUUAUAUUGGAGACAAGCAUAAGUGAUACUUGUAUCACAAAAAAUCCAAAAGAAAUGGUAAAGAAGAUGAUUCCCGCGUUAGAACGCGACGCCAUAAUGCAGAAGUUUAUCGAUGAGCUCGAAGACUGGAAGGAGAAACAACAGGAAUUGUUUAAAUGUCAACUAAAACGCAAAGAAGAGUAUCACCUGGAACUCUUAGCUAAGGAGUGGUCGAAGAAGCAGGUGGACCUGGAGUGUAAACUGAGUAAGGGCAUAGAGCAGUGUCGCAACCUGGCGGCGGACCUCAGCAGAGCUACUGAAGACUUCAGACUUAGGGGCUACAGGAACUGUGAGAGGGAGAAAAAGUUGCUAGACGCAAAGAAGGCUCUAGAGUCCCACUACACCGACAAGUACCAGGAGUUGAGGCAGGCGUCGCAGAAGAUGGAGGACGACAUGAACCACCAGCUCAAGCUCAAAGACAUGGCCAUACAGGAGUUACAGCUCAAUGUAGAACAGCUGCAGAAACAAGUGGAACUGCUCAAGAACAACAUUAAGAAUACUGAAAAGGAAUCGCAGAGUCGAUACUCCGGACUAACGAAAGAUCAAACUGCCAGUCUUAUACAGGAGUUGCGUUACCUAGAAGAGAAACUAGACAGCGCGGUGCAAUCGAAGGCAUUCUUCAAAGAGCAGUGGGGGCGCGCCGUGCGGGAGCUGCACCUGGUGAAGCUCGCCACGAGGAAACAGAUGCUCUCGCAGCUGCAGCAGGAUCGGAAGCAGCUCGACACCAUGCGACUUGACACAAUAGAAGACGAAGAGGAAAUCAAUAUAAACCAAAAUCCUAUUGAUCUGAAGAAGCUGAAAGACGAUUUCUACGUGGACAUACUGGCGAACACGCCCGCACUCAACACGCAUUCUUUAAUAAAUCCGACCGGACCUGACGAAUUAGACAUGUUUAAUGAUCUGAAGAACGCACCAAAAAAUCCGAUGAACGAGAAAAUAAACGAGUUGAUCGCGCAACGUGACCGACUAGUACAACAGGACAACCCAGACGAAGAGAUGCUCAAACAAUUGAACCAUGAAAUACGAAGUAUGUUGCUCAAUUGUGGCACUUGACCGUGGAUUAAUGUAACUUAGUUUAAUACUCGAAUUUAUAACUAUUUUAUAGACAAAACUGUAUGUUGGGUACAUAUAAUGGGAUGGAAUGUUUGGAUACUGGCAUAUCCAGCAUAGCAAAGAAGCCUGUGUUUUGAAAUUUCGUAAAGGAUUUUCAGCCUUAUUGACAAUAUUUUGAUAAGAAGGUAAUUCCGUUAUCUUCAACACUCAUGCUCAACCCUAAAUGUUGGGGGUCACUAGAAUUUUCUCCUGGUUAUGACUAAUUUUGACUAAUGUCGUUUGAAGUCUAUUAAACCUUUUUAACCGACUUCAUUGUGCAUUAAUAUACUGGUUUCGGUACACUUAGAAAUGACUAAUGAUAUAAAAGUAGAUGAUGGACAUUUAAGUUAUACUAUUGUCGCCAAAGCUUUUGACUUCAUGGUUACUAAACCCCUCAUUUACUUUUAUAUACAUUUAUAAAGUUAAAAAUAUUAUGUUAAUUAAAAUAAAAUCAUUAAGGUCGUUGUUAUUUAUUAUUUAUCAUGUUUUGUUGUCAUAAAGUACGUAUUGUUGAUUUGUUAAUACUCUUUGUGACUGACGCUGACACUGAUGUAUGCUAGACGGGUUUGUUAUUGAAAAUAAAAAGAUUUUUUAAUGUU
This is a messenger RNA of Spodoptera frugiperda (fall armyworm), 3362 nucleotides long. RefSeq names its product centrosomal protein of 120 kDa. Gene Ontology annotation, cellular component: centrosome; centriole. NCBI's taxonomy places the organism in Eukaryota, Metazoa, Arthropoda, Insecta, Lepidoptera, Noctuidae. Gene Ontology annotation, biological process: positive regulation of centriole elongation; interkinetic nuclear migration; centrosome cycle. The transcript has 20 exons. Bases 112 to 2724 code for a protein of 870 amino acids. The record is from RefSeq and is a predicted model, not a curated record.